CUACGAAACAGCUGACUAAGCACCCUAACAAAAACACAAGCACAAAAGACGCGCAAUUCUUAUGAUCCAGGCAAAAUUGAGGUUUUCAAGAUGAGCCUGGCAAGCGGCGACAAGGAAAAUGGAAAAGUCCAGUUUAGCUUCCCAGCGAGCUGGAAGGAUAACGCUCUUAUGCAGGUGCAGUUCGCUAUGUUCCGAUCACGACACCUGGACACCGAGGAUUACGACGCAAAAAUGAAAUUCUGGAAGGAUCUGAUUGCAGAGUACCUAAAGUUCAGUGGAAGACCCAUCUUCAGUCUGCGGGAUCUGCAACUGCAGUUCAUGCGUGGUGACCAACUACCCGCCUGUUUGGAUACCGUGAUUUCCGAGAUGCAGCAGAGAAAACAGAUCCGAUCUCGCAGUGAAUUCGAGCAUGAUCCGGCGGAUUCCUGGGGCGGCUGGCUGGUCAACAGCCUGGUGAAGCGUCCCCUCUCAUGGAGUUGGUCCAAGAUCAAGCACAGCGUGGUGGCGGAGGAUCUGGAGGCCUCUUCCUUAGUCGAGUGGAUUCACCUUGAUGUCUUAAACAACACUUGCGAACUGAUCACCGAAAAAGUCUUACGGGAAAACAGCGGAAAACUCCUGCAUUUCGAUGCGUUCAAAUCACUUUGUAAAUCUCAAGAAGUUCGCAUUUAUUCAGAUAAGGAUUUAUGUGUGUGUCUGUUGACCUUAAAUGUUCGUCAAAUUGUCGGUCUGGAAUUUCAGAUAGAAAAAGGGUUACGGCAAAUUCAUUUGGUCAAAAUACCAAAAAAACAGGGCGAUGAUCUUAAUAUCAGUCAGGAAGAUCAUGCCGUUCAUAAUCUUCAAAAUACUCAGGCCCAGUUACUCAAGCAGUUGGAAGACCUGGAGGAAGAAAUCAAGUUAAACGACGACAAAGCGCGUCAGUACUUAAAAGAAAACAAGCGGCAAAUGGCCAAAACAUAUCUGCGGAAAAGGCAUCUUCUAGAGAAGAAUCAUGAACGUCGCAGUAUUGCCCUGCACAACAUCGAGUCCCUUUUGUCCAGCGUGGAUGAGGCACAAAACAGUGGCGUUGUGCUCGAUGCCUACAAAAUCGGUUCCAAUACCUUAAAGAAAGUACUUUCGGAUUCCGGCUUGAAGUACGACAACGUCGACGAAGUUCUGGCCGAUGUGCGGGACACUCUAGAUCAGCAUCGGGAAGUCCAGGACGUGAUGUCCAACAGCGUCGUGGAGGACGUUAGCCAAGAGGAGGAUCAGCUCGAAAAGGAAUUGCGCGAACUGUGUGGCGAAUCAUCGCCAGCGGUGUUCAGUCCACUCAUUAAAAACAACGAAAAAGCGGAGGUUGUGAUCACGGACGAGGAGAUGAUUGCCAUGCUGCAAGCUCUAGAGGUUGAGGAUGGUACCGUUUCUCAAUCGAGUACCAGAACCGUAAAAGCCGUACAGGGGCUCUAAAUUUACUUUCUUUUUGUUUUGUGCUGAUAUAAGUGGCAUGUGAACUGUUUUGUUACGAAAGUUAAUAAAUUAAUUGUAGCAUUUUUAGUGAAAACAA
This is a messenger RNA of Drosophila elegans, 1540 nucleotides long. RefSeq names its product charged multivesicular body protein 7. Gene Ontology annotation, biological process: late endosome to vacuole transport via multivesicular body sorting pathway; vesicle budding from membrane. The record is from RefSeq and is a predicted model, not a curated record. Lineage: Eukaryota; Metazoa; Arthropoda; Insecta; Diptera; Drosophilidae. The transcript has 4 exons. Gene Ontology annotation, cellular component: ESCRT III complex; multivesicular body. The coding region runs from base 91 to 1443 and encodes 450 amino acids.